AUGGGAGGGGAGGGUGACGGCGAGGAAGAGGAGGUGGAGCUGGUGGCUGAGGUGCGAGUGGGGGACCUGGGGGACCUGGCCGCCGCCUCGGGGCUCCUGCGGCGCGAGAGGCCCUGGAGGGCCCCCAAAGGAGGCCACCUCCCCGGCUCCUCGGUGCGGCGCUGGCGAGCGCCCGGGGGUCCCCCGGCCCCCCCGGGCCCCCCAGCCGGGACCCCCCCGGCUUUGCCGCUGCCCCACCGGACCCGCCGGGCCCCCCCCCCAACGCCGGGCCGGCCCCGGCGCCCCCGGGGUCCUCGGGCGGCAGCACCGGGGGGUCCGGGGGGGCAGCAGCAGCAGCAGCAGCGCCCCCAGGGCCCCCCGGCCCCCCGCGAGGAGCCGGCGCGGACGCAGCCCCCCGGCGGCGCCCUGGAGAAAGCCGACUCCUCGUCCUCCUCCUCCUCCUCCUCCUCCUCCUCCUCCUCCCGCUCUUCCUCCUCUUCGGCCUCUUCGUCCUCCUCCUCCUCGCAGCCCGGCCCCCCGCCCGCCGCCGCCUGCCGCCCCCGCUCCCCCGCCCUCGAUAUUUAUGACCCCUUUCACCCCACGGACGAGGACAACCCCGGGGGGGACUUCGCCUACGGAGCCUCCCCCCCCGGCAAGGAGGCCGAAGGCCGGCAGGACCAGAAGUACGACCCCUUCGAUCCCACCGGCUCCAACCCCAGCUCGUCCCGCAGCAGCCCCAGCCCCGACGAGGAGGAGGAAGAGGAGGAGGAGGAGGAGGAGGAAGAGGAGGAGGAGGAGGAGGAGGAGGAAGAGCCGCCCGCCCGCCCCGACGUCUCGCACAGCAUCAGCCGCAUCUCGGAGACCUUGGCCGGCAUCUACGACGACAACAGCCUCAGCCAGGACUUCGAGAAGGAGCCCGAGCCGGGACCCCCGGCCCCCCGCGCCCCCCAGAACCCCGCCGGCGCCGACUCCACGCUGCCGGAGGACGAGGAAGAAGAGGAGGAGGACGAGGAGGAAGACGAAAGCUCGCAACCCGCCGAGGGAACCGUCCCGGAGCCGCGCCGUCGCGUCUUCGUGGUGGACCUGGCCGCCAAGAGCCGGCCGGAGAGCGAAGCCCACCCGAAGCUGGAGGGGAAGGUGUCGCUGGAGGUGGUGGCCGCCGGUAACCCCAAAGCGCCGCCGCCGCCGGCCCCCCAGCGCCCCAAAGCCAACCGGCACCGGGGCCGGCGCGAGUGGGGGCCGGGCGGCGGCGACUCGGAAAUUGAGGAAGGGGAGAUCGUGCAGCCCGAGGACGAGCGUUACAGCCCCCUCCGGCUCUUCCGCGCCGCCGGCGGCGCCGCCGCGGGCGCCGGGCGAGGCCGGGCCGCCGAGCCCCGGCCCCCGCGGCUGCCGGAGGGCGACGAUUUCCUCUCCCUUCACGCCGAUUCGGACGAGGAGGGGGAUUUCGGCGCCGACACCAGCGCCGCCUGCGCGCCCCGCCCUCGCCCCGCUCCCCCUCCGCCGCCUCCCGCAAGAAACCCAAGCGCUCCCGGGAGCGAGGCGGGGCGGCCUGGGGGGGCAAAAAACCCCCCGAACCGCCCCCCAAGGCCAAGGAGCGGCACCGCCGCCGAGGCUCCCGCUCCCGCUCCCGCCGCCGCUCCUGGUCGCGGGGGCCGCCGUUCCCGCUCGCGGGAGAAACGCCGCAGCCGGCGUUCGGGGAGCGGCGACCGGCCCCGGCGGCCGCGGCACAAGGAGAAACACCGCGGCGAAGGGAAGAAGAAGAAAAAACAGCGCUCGCGCUCGCGGGAGCGGCGCCCGUCCCGGCGCCCGUCCCGCGACGGCCCCGCGGAGCCCAAGGCGGAGAAGGGCGGGGAGCAGGCGGGGCGGCGGCGGGAGGCGCGGGCCGUGGUGCCCCCCUCCGUGCAGGAGCUCAACGACGCCGACCUCUUCGCCAUCAAACGGACCAUCACGGUGAGCCGGCGGGAGGGGACGCCCGAGCCGGCCAAGCGCGAGGUGCUCUACGAUUCCGAAGGGUUGAGCUUCGAAGGGUUUUCCGACCGGGAACCCCCCGAAGCGCCGGGGAGUCGGAAGGGGGAGUCGCGGCCGGCGGCGGAGGGCAAGAAGGAGAAGGAGCGGAAGCGGAGCCGGCCCGAGGAGCGUCCCCCGCCCCGCGAGAAGUACAAGAAGAAAUUCAAGGAGGCCCCCGGCCGCCCCGCGCCGCCCCCGCCGGAGCCGGCCAAGGCGGAGAAGGAGAAGGGUGCGCACGGCGAGCGGGAGAAGGCGCCGCGCAAGAGCAAAAGCGGGGGGCACAAGGAAGGGGAGGGGGUCCCCGCGAAGCCCCCCGCCUCCCGCAAGGUGAAGCUGCAGUCCAAGGUGGCCGUCCUCAUCCGCGAAGGCGUCAGCUCCACCACGGCGGCGGGGAAGGAGGGCGGCUCCGGCGCCUCCAUCGGCGUCAAGUUCAGCCGCGACGCCGAGAGCCGCGCGCCCUUCCUCAAGCCCGAGGAGAAAGCGGCGGCCGAGGCCAAGGCGGGGGGCAAAACCGAGCCCCCCAAGGAAACGGGGGUCAAGGUCAAGAAGGCCAAAGCCCCCAAGGCCAAGGCGGGGCUGAAGAAGCCCAAAGGGGCCGGCGGCAAGGCCAAGGCCGGCGGCGAAGCGAGGAAGAAGAGGAAGGCCAAGCCCAAGGGCUCGCUCAAGAAGUCCAAGGCGGACAGUUGCAGCCAAGGGGCCGGCAGCCCCCCCCUCCGCCUGCCCCCCAAGGCCGAGCCGACUUGGUCGGGCUCGGAGAAGUCGGGGGGCAGCCCCAAACCCCCCAGCCCUCCCCCCGGCAAGGCGGCGGCGGCGGCGGCCGAGCGGGAGCUGACGCCCGACUCGCAGACCGUCGACAGCAGCUGUAAGACCCCCGACGUCUCCUUCCUCCCCGAGGAAGGGCCGGCGGGCGGCGGCGGGGGCGGCGGGGGCCCCCCCGCGGGGGCGGCGGCGGCGGUAACGGGGGGCCCGGCCGGCGCGGAGCCCCCCCGAGCCGACCCCGAAGCCGACAGCCGCUCGGAGGCGAAGGAGGAGCCGGGCCGGGCCCUGGGACCCCCGGCGGCGCCGGUGGCCUGGAACCUGCAGGGCGGCGUGGACUGCGCCACCAGCGGCGUCCUGGCGCUGACGGCGCUGCUCUUCAAGAUGGAGGAGGCCAACCUGGCCAGUCGGGCCAAGGCGCAGGAGCUGAUCCAGGCCACCAACCAGAUCCUGAGCCACACGAAGGCGCCGCCCCCCCUGGGAGCCCCCCAGCCCCCCGCGGCCGCCGCCCACCCCCCGGCCCCCCACGCGCCCCCCCCGUACCUGCUGCACGGGGCCCUGCCGCUGGUGGGGUGCCCCUCGGCGCCCGCCACCCCCACGGGGCUGCCGGGGGUGGGGGGGCCGGCGGCGGCGCCCGGGGGGGUCCCCGCACCCCUCUACGGAGCCUCGUCCAGCGCCGAGGCCGGCAAGAGGGACGGGAGCGUCAGCUCCGAGGGACGCGGGGACACCGACAAGUACCUGAAGAAGCUGCACACGCAGGAGCGGGCGGUGGAGGAGGUCAAGCUGGCCAUCAAGCCCUACUACCAGAAGAAGGAGAUCACCAAGGACGAGUACAAGGACAUCCUCCGCAAGGCCGUGCACAAGAUCUGCCACAGCCGGAGCGGGGAGAUCAACCCGGUCAAGGUCAACAACCUGGUGCGGGCCUACGUCCAGCGCUACAAGUACUUCCGGAAGCGCGGCCGGCGCGGGGGCGGGGAGGAGCCCCUGGGGGGCGCGGGGGGGCCCCCCAAAGAGCUGGGGGGGUCCCUGGACAAAGCCCCCCUCCCCAUGCCCCCCCUCUGAGCCCCCCCGCGCUCACCCUGUAAAUACAGGUUGGGGGGGGGGGGGGGGGGCACAUCCCUUCCCCUCC
Messenger RNA from Phalacrocorax carbo (great cormorant), 3871 nucleotides. NCBI's taxonomy places the organism in Eukaryota, Metazoa, Chordata, Aves, Suliformes, Phalacrocoracidae. The record is from RefSeq and is a predicted model, not a curated record.